Podarcis lilfordi (Lilford's wall lizard) is the source of this 20982-nucleotide messenger RNA. The record is from the annotation of a GenBank genome assembly. NCBI's taxonomy places the organism in Eukaryota, Metazoa, Chordata, Lepidosauria, Squamata, Lacertidae.
AGUUCCUUAGAUGCACCUCGUCAGGGAGCUGAAAAGCGCUCUUUCUCUCUGUCGGUCGACGUUGGAUGCGCAUGCGCAUUCCCCUUCUCGUCGCGCGCUGGUGGCUUUUGACAGUUAAAAAAGGAGCGCGAGGGCCGGGCGGGAGGGGGAGGAGGGGGCGGGGCCUCCCGUCCUGAAGUUUUGAGGAGAGAAGGAGGGAGCGGGCGGCGACUCUGCUCGGCUCCGCGCCAGGCGAGGCUGGGGUUUGGGUCCCGGCCAGCCUUCCCCCGGGUAGAGUCUGCCGUCUUCAUUCUCUCCCUGCUGCGUCCCCUCAGUGCGCUCGCCGGAGCUCUGAGAGGCGCCCGCGCCGGUAAGGAUGGCGGGUGGGCGCUUCUCCCUUCGGAAAGAGGGGCGUCCGAGGGGACGGGUGUGAGGGAGGGGAGGGUGAGGCAACUGGUGCAGCCCCUGCCUGCGGGGUGGGGUGGGGUGGGGGGGUUAUAAUGGUGCGAUUAGGUCUGGGCUUAACUGUCUCACAGGAACCCACCCCCCAAUUUAUAUGGCUGCUCGGACUUCCAAUGGGGUCGGGGGUGGGGGCUCCUCCUGAAGUUUCUGCUGGUUGGGGGGUGGGGGCUGUGGACCGUGUGGACAUCUGCUUCAAAUCCCUACCCCGAGGGUAACUAUUGGGGGAAAUUCGUGGAAGACCCCCCCCCGCUUCUCUCUCCAGGGGGAGAAGGAGGUGGGGGGGGGGGACACCACUUCGUUUAUUGCCAUUGCCAGCAAGGCAGAUGCCUCACACGCGUUUUACUGAAAUUGCCGCAGGCGAACGUUUUGCAUUUCACCUCAGUGUUUACAUUCCCCCCCCCCCCCCUGCAGAAAAGGAUAACUGCAACAACACUUCGCGCAUCUGAUUCGGUCCGCCAAAGCUUUAUGCCACGUUUAGUGCUUUUAAGGCGCCCCCCCCCCCCGAGACGCUCUUUUUGAUUCUGUUGUAAUUCUCGGUUCGCUUAUAUGCGAGACCGAGCCCUUUAUGGGACAUUGUGAAAUUUACUUCCAAGUAAAAGUGCACAGGACUUCGGUUGUUCCCUUCCGAUUUUAGGGAAGCAGCUCUGGUCCUGCAAGAGUAGUUCUAUGCUGGUGGUUUUACCGCAUCUCCUUCGUUUCAAAGCCUGCUUGUUAAAUUUAAAGUUGCCCCUCGUUUCAGAGUUUGUGUUUGUGCAAGCAUACACUUUGGUUGAGCUGGAUAGACCACAUACAAUACAUACCUUUUCGGGGGGGGGGCCCGAAAAAAACUAUUCUUCCCAUUAAUAAUCUCUGUCGCUCCAAAGGGCAAGACCAGAACCAAGGUGUGGAAAGUUCAAGAAAGCAGAUUGUGGCUAAACAUUAGAAGAAACAUCCUAACAAUAAGAGCUAUUCAACACUGGAAAAGACUGCCUUCCUUCACUAGAUGUAUUUGAGCACACCCAUCUGUCAGGGAUGCUAUUUCUGCAUACUGCACUGCAGUUCCUAUACUAAGCAACGGGUUGGAUUAGAUGACCUCCACAGUCCUUUCUAACUCUAUUAAUUCUAUUUUCUCCAUAGCUGUUGGAUGCUGCUUUUAUUUCAAGCCUUUCUUUGCUGUUUGACAUUACAAGUCACCCCAUCCUCUGCCCCCCUCACUAACUGGACUGGAACAACUGCCAUCACUUUUUCCUGUUCUUGCAGUGGCUAGAAGCUAUUUAUAUCCUUAUCUUUACCCACCAAGGGUGUGGACAAAGCUGGUUAGUACAGUGGUACCAAGGGUUAAGUACUUAAUUCGUUCCGAAGGUCCGUUCUUAACCUGAAACUGUUCUUAACCUGAAGUACCACUUUAGCUAAUGGGGCCUCCCGCUGCUGCUGCGCCUCCGGAGUCCGAUUUCUCUUCUCAUCCUGAAGCAAAGUUCUUAACCUGAAGCACUAUUUCUGGGUUAGCGGAGUCUGUAACCUGAAGCGUAUGUAACCUGAAGCGUAUGUAACCCGAGGUACCACUGUAUAAGUUAUUUUACCUAGUGUUGUCCUGACCACUAAAUGGUUUAAAGAAUGUCAAAAUGAUGGCUCCCCACUCCAGUGCUUUGAUCCAGAGGUGAAUAGGAGGCUAUAAUCUGUGUUUGUGAUUGUGAGUAUUUAUUUAUCUGCUAUAAGCAUGCUUUGCAAGCAACGGAAAAAUUAGCCCUGCACUAUUCCAGGUGCCUGAUUAGGGUGAAAUGGCAGUGGCUAAAAUGUGUUGGAUGACCUUGAGAGUGAAAUUGUAGGGAUGCACUUCAUUUGGAGGGUUAUGGUUAUUUAAAAGAGUAAUGGUAUAGAAAGUUUGUCCUUUUUCUACACAGUAGAAAUACUUGCAUUCCAAACUCUGCAGCUCUGCAGUGAGUGCUUUCCUUUAAUAGCUUAUUUGUGAAAGGUUUGUAAAUAGCAAUCUUCAAGUAUUAAAUCUGAGGGGUCACUUUCUCAAAAUCCAAAGAUUCAGCCUGUCUUCUCCUUCAGGGCCAAACACUGACUUUCUUCUAGGCUUCCUUUCUCUUUUAUAGGCAAUUGUAGUUACUUUGUGUGCUGAAUCUGCUACUUUGAAAAGGGUAAAAAUAUUUGAAGUUGCCAUGUGAAUACAUCGAUACAGUACCAGAAUUGCUUGUCCCUAAAUAUUUGUAGCCAUGUUAGCCGGUUACAGCACAGCUGAAAAUUUUAAGGUGCCACAAGACUUUGUUUUCCUCCCUGAUGGUUGGCUAAUGAUUUGAGAAUGAUGCAAGUUCUUUAUCUUGUAUUUUCUCCUUUGUUUUCCUUUAACUAGGUGAAGCAAGUGAGCAGAUGUAUUUUGUUUUGGUAGUGAUGUAUUAUUAUUUUUCUCUCAGGGUGGGGUGUGGGGAGUGGGAACAAAUAGGGGUGGAAAGUGGGAUGAAAUAUAUUGGGAAAUUAAUAUUGGAAACAAAUGGUCUUUUGGGAGAAUCAAAAGGUGAAAUGUUUUGGGAGAAGGUUAAUUGGCAAAGAAAUUGUUUUGGGAACCUGGCUUGUGCUUCAGAUUCCAACUUUGCUCUGCUCACAGUGUGUUGUCUUGGGCAAGCCACUUGAUUUUAUCUGGUUCUGUACUCCAGUUUCCAGUACUGGCUCAUCAGAUAUCUCUGGGAAACUUACAAACAUGACAUGAGGGCAGCAUCCACAACUGGUAUUCAGAGGUAUACGAUGUACAUGGAAAACCGGGGUGGAGCAGAGUUAAGGGAAAGCAUUGUGGGAGUGGCUUUCUAGCAUAUAUGGGGCAUAUAACAGUCCCAAUUUUGGAGGUAAUAGCUACCCCUGGUUGUGAGAUAACACUGCAUUCUUUGACUUUUUGCUGGGUGCUAGCUCAGGAAAAUGUGUUUUCUCUGUUUCAGUAUUUUUGAAAGUGAAACAGUGCACCUGAGUGUUUGUGUAUGUGUUGGCAUGCUUCUGUUUGAGUUAUUAUAUAUAUUAAACUUUGUACAGUAAUAACAUCUAAUACGUAUAGCAAUUCAUAAACACUUUUUAUAGGAUGGAAGACAUGUUAAGUAUAUGUAGAGCAAUUCUCUACCCAAGUUGGGAUCAACCAUAUACAAACUUGUCUACAUGUUAGCCAAUAUAUUAUAGGUUGCCCACAACUGGCACAAGAUUUAAGUGUCUUUAACUAGGGGCAUGCCUGAUAAAACAGAGGUUCAGGUAGGGCAGCUAGUUGCCAUUAGCUAACCAAAACGAUUAGCACAAUCUUUCACCAAAAGAGGCAGAAGGGAGGUUAGAGGUAAUGUUCCAAAAGUGCAGGGAUGUUUGAUGCCACCAUACCUGGUAACAAAUAAAUCAUUUUAUCUUGUUUUACAGACAAGACUCAGGCCAAGAAACCUGCCUAAUUGGAGUUUGGCAGGUGUUUGAACCCUGUGCUCCAAAUACAGAUUUGUUCACCACUAGUCUGUGCUGAGUUUAUUACAUCCUAUGCUUACAGUCACCAUUUAGGUUUGUUAUAUAUUGUUGUACAGAAGCUUUAAAAUGACUUUAGCUUCAUGAAAACUUUGCAAAACAGUGCCAAUAUAGUCAACCUCAGAGCAAACAACUUUGUGGUAACAUUAGUUUCUGAAUGCCAAGCUACAAAUCUUGGGUUUUAAUUUUCAGCUGGCACAGAGCCCCAGAGCUUGCUGUGGUCAACGGGAGUGGAAAUUUUUGUCUGAAAAGCCUUCACAGUGGCAGGAGGGAGCAUUUGGCUGUACAAAAUGCUAAGAAAUGGAGAGGUUUUGGAACAUCAGCUUUCCACUAACACACUUGAGGGUAUUGGAUCACGUGGCUAGGUUUUUUAAAUACUCGUUCCUUAAUUACAAAAUUAUUAAUUUCUGUUCUGCUGCUUUAGAAAGGAUAGGUUUUAUGGGAGGCUUACUUGUGUUAGUGGCUGUGCUUGAAGUUGUCAGCAUUUUCUGUUGCCAACCAGUAUUCAUGGUGGUUAAAAUACAGUCAUAAGGGCUGGGAAGAAUGACUGUACUAAAUUGCUUGCUGACCAGCAUUCCUACUUAGUUGCAAGUUAGCUGUUUUUCAAAGCUAGCUUUAGUACUGGGCUUAUACAAACUACUAGUUGUUAUCCUUAUUCCCCUUUGUUUUCAUUGUUGGUAGGAGCCUUGCCUUCAGCCUAUCUGUGGUGAAUAAAAGGUCUUGCCAACCCACCAUAUCUUGGAAGUAUACUUUACUAACCAAUACUUUGUGUGCAAGGCUGCAUGAAGGAGCCAAGAAGUGUUUAGACAUUAACUCUUCCAGUUUCUACCAAUAUGAUUUGCACAAACGUAAAAUCAAGCCGGUCUUCACUGACACUACUUUUCUAUCAACUGAAAGCCAUCUCAGCUACUCUGAUUUAAACUCACUUUAGAUUUCAGACAAGCUGACAGCCAAGUUCCUUUAUUGUGAAAGGCAGUUGCAUUCCAAUCAUUCUUAUUUUUUUGGUCCUAUUAGCCAGGGUUGUCUGAACUUUGUACUAAAUCAAUUAAUCAAAAGUCUAUACAAAGGUAACCUGAACUGUGCACCAAAAAAAAUGGAAUUAUGUUACACUGUUACACAAAUCAAGCUGAUGUGCCUAUAUAUUUUAACUUUUGUAUACUAUGGUCUGCUUCUGAGAAUUGUGGGAAGGGGUUGGAAAGCCUUUGGCAAAACUAGUUGCGAAUUCCAGUUCCUAUUCCAAUAGGAAAAGCCUACUUUAAAUUGUGCCCCGCCUCCAGUUGUUUGUUCUUUGUGGGAAAGCAUAAUUAUUUUCAGUUUAUUUUACAAAUUCAUAAACUGCUUCACAGCCUGUGGCCAUCAAAGUCAUGUUCAACAGGAUAUUCAAUAUUCUACCUACACAGCAAAUAGUAGCUUCAAGGAGGAUGCUUUCUGUAUGUGUGAGAAAUGAUUAAUCUACCCACCCUGGACCCUUUCUGAAUUGGUGGUUUCUAUGGCUGCAACUUUUAAAAAAAGUGGGAGAUCUAACUUGCCUGCAUUGCAUCUUGUUUGGUGUCUGUGAUGCUGAAUCCUGUGCCCAUUUUUAAUAAUAAUAAUAAUAAUAAUAAUAAUAAUAAUAAUAAUACACACCUGACUGUGCUGCCCAUCCACUUUAUGCAGUAUACACAAAGAGACAUAAGUUUCCAUUGAUUCUGUAUACUUGUGGAUUUUCCCUUAUACUCAGAUGAAACACUCCUUUAUCUGAAAAAUAAUGAUGCUGUUAAACUUUUUUUUAAAGCCACCUAAACUAGAAGGCAUACAGUAUUUGUGAAUCUUAAAAUGUUUAUAACUUGAGGGGUACAAAGUGUGUGAGAUGUUCGACCAUGAUUUUUAUUUCACAAAACUUCUAGAAGUGUUUUUCUGCUUUAUAUGUUUUGAUGGAAAAGAGAGUAUUACUCUUUGGUAUAAAUAGUUGUGGUUAGGGAAGAGGAUAAAAAUAGCUCAUCAGCCAUGGUGAGGCAUAGCCAGAAGUUGAACUUAAGCAAUAUUUGGAAUGUAAAUCAAACUAGCAGGAAAUUCCAAGUUAAGACUGGCAUUUUGUCCUUACUUAACACACACAUAUGAACUUCCUGACUUUUCUCAGUUAAUAACUCGAGACAGUUGCAUUGCUUUGAGGUUUUUAAGCAGUUCAAACCUAGCAGAUUGGUUUUAAAGGGAUGAUAACACUUUUGCAUGUAGAAGGAACAGGGUUCAGUCCUAAGGAUCAUCCAGUUUGGAUCUUUGUCAGAAACCCUAAAGGAACAGUGUAGGGAGGAAUAUUAAAGUGUUGUACACCAGAAAUUGUAGGAUUGUUGUCUUGACACUCUGUCCUGCUUGAAAAGCAAUAAAGUGAUAUACUCUUACCUCUAUCUGGUCAGAUUGGGAACAUGAUGCAAAUUGCUGAGUGAACACACCAUACAAACACCUGAUAAAUUUAGCUUUGUGUGUUUUUGGAUUAUAAUCUGCAUGCGUAUUAGUGCUUUACACAUACAUGGCAGGGUCAGUGAUAUCUUUCUGCUGCAUUUACAUAGGUCAACACUUCCGAGAAACUUCGGAUUUAUGCAUGCAUCUUUUCGUUUCCUUGAAACAUUUUAACUGUCAUGUUCAGUGCUUACUAUUCAAAGGGUAUAAUCUUCAAAUCUGCAUAGGGAAGAGCUGCUUGAAUUCAAACUUGAUGUUCACUCAAGCUUCCUGUGUACAUGCAGAUGUCUCCUCCCCGCUGCAUUUUACUCAGGUGUACCAGGUCUUGUUUCAGUGCUUUAUGCUCUGAAUCAUAAAGGUAAAGGGACCCCUGACCAUUAAGUCCAGUCAUGGAUGACUCUGGGGUUGUGGCACUCAUCUCGCUUUACUGGCCAAGGGAGCCGGCGUACAGCUUCCGGGUCAUGUGGCCAGCAUGACUAAGCUGCUUCUGAUGAACCAGAGCAGCGCACGGAAACGCCAUUUACCUUCCCGCCGGAGCGGUACCUAUUCAUCUACUUGCACUUUGAUGUGCUUUUGAACUGCUAGGUUGGCAGGAGCAGGGACCGAGCAACGGGAGCUCACCCCGUCGCAGGGAUUCGAACUGCCGACCUUCUGAUCGGCAAGCCCUAGGCUCUGUGGUUUAGACCACAGCGCCACCAGCGUCCCUUGCUCUGAAUCAGAUUGGUGAUUAAAGAUGAGCUUGAGCCCACAUGCCUAGCAGCUAGCUCUGAGACCAGACCAGACCAGACCAGACCAGAUUCAAUUUGAUUUAUUAUAUUUCUAGGCCACUUUUCAUUCAAAUGAAUUGAAAAGUGGCUUAGUAACAAUAACAUAAGAGAACAUCCCAAAUGCAACAUAAAUAAUAUAAAAUAAUGAAAUCGUCUAUAAAACUCCAUUAACAAAACAACUAAAAAAAAAGAUAAACAGCACAAUUACAAUAAAAGUCAUAGAAUUCAUAAAGUACUACAGCAUUCAUAAUUUAUAAAACAAUAUUAACAACAUUAACAAAAUAGCAGCCAAAAAGUAAAUUAAGCAAUGUUGAAUUCAUAUACACACACUCCCCAUCCCCAUGACUCAUAAUCUUCUAUUUUAUUCAGUUCAUUAAAAUACAAAUACACAUAAUGCCCAUGGCAGCAGCUCCAUUCUGAAGGUUCCUAGGGCUGGAGGGUGAGACAAGGCAGAUGGGAAAAGCUAUUGCCUGAUGGCCAGUAGGGCUGAACAAUAUACUGAUAAAUUGUUCAAUACUGGUUUCUAGACCACAUCAUGAUAACAAUAUAAAAUAAUUGAUCGCUGUCUUCCCUCCCAGAUGCCACAAAGUAAAAAUAAGACCCAUCACAUUGCCCUGUGUCAUUCAGCCUCUUUCUUCCCUUGCCCUCUUCUCUCUCUGUGUGUGUGUGCCUGACUUACCACAUGUCCAAUCUCCAUGCUCCUUUGCCCAGCCACACGCCCAAUCUUCAUGCCCCCCACCUGCCUCAUCUCCACGCUUCUUUGCUCACUGGCACACCUGAUCUCCAUGCUCCUCUGUCCAGCCGCAAAUUGUGCUUUAAUAUUUAAUUAUUCUGUGGCAGGUCUGUUAGUGAUAAAGAGCUCAGGAAUUGGAAGAAUUAGAAGCUGCAGCUGUGCUUGUGUUUCUUUAAGACUGGCUCCAUUUUUCUCCAGAGCUGUUAACUUCAUGGUGAAGCAGAAUGCCAUUCUAAUGCAGCAAGUGAAGAGAAAGGUGUUCAUGACUCUUGUGGAACUUAACAUUUUUCAUGAAAUCAGAAGGAACAAAAACUGAUACUUUUAAUUAAUAUGACAGAGCACGUGUGCAAAACCUUGACAUCAGAAAUUUAAUGCAGGGUUCUGCUUUGAUCUGUAUUAGUACAUCUGCUGUCCAUAAUACCUAAACUGCAAACAUGUGCAAGAUUCUUUUCCAGAAGGGCAACAGGAAAUGGCUUUUGUAAAACAGGGGGGGGAAUCACACAUAUAUUAACAGACAAAUAAUAGAGGUGUUUUUUUUUGGAGUGGGGCGGGUUAGGCUGUAUGCCUGGCCCACUUCUAUUCUUGGAAUAGCCAAGCUAACUUCCAGAUGAGGUGAUGGGCUGUUAAGAGGAAUAAAGAAAGUGCCUCGGAUUAUCUCCUUCAUCUCUUCUUCUUGCUGUCCCUGGGCCAGUCCACUUCACCCUCUGUCCCUAACUGCAAAUCAGAGUCCUGCCACAAGUUUUUAUCUGGGGACACUUUCUUCAGGAUCAGCUGGCCCAGUCUCCUUAAGUUGGUGGUCAAGAAUUCCCCUCUCUGCUUACUUCCAACAUCACUCAAACGCUUCAUGGACCCAAACAAAGGCAGUUAAGCCUCCCAGUGGCUCUUGCCCCAUCCCCCCAAUCCCACAGCACCCUGGGUGAUGCUGGCAAAGUAAUAAGUGAUAACUGUAAUUCUGUUGACAGGCAUAGGAAUAGACACCACAGAGAAGAAUUUCAUCUGGAAAAAGUCUGUCUUAUUGUGUUUAUUGGCUGGAGCAUUAAAUACUUGGCAACUUGCAAAAACUAGAAUUCCAAAAAGGAAUUCAAACCAUUUGUUCUUGAGCAUUACACUAAAAUAAUUGGGACUACACUAUAUUGUAUAUAAUCCUGAAGCCCUUUACUAAACAAAUAUUUUAUAUUAUCUCCACGCUUCUUUAGUAUAUUGCAUUUUGUAAAAAAAAAUGUUUUGGGAAUAAUUGCCUUUAUAACCCUGAUGAAGAGGGACCAAAUUAAGUGUUGUCUCAAAACUGCAUUAGCAGAGGAAACAGAAUUGUAAUUACGAACGAGUUCCUGAUUGAAGCAUAUGAUUAAGAAAUUAAGGCUUCUUGGGCUUUUCAUAUAAUAUCAGUGUGGGUGUAUGCACGCACUUACUAGUAAAUUCAGGUUGUACAAUGAAAGUUGAUUUGGCAGUCUUGCAAAACAAAUCUAUUCCCCUGCCAUGGCCUUUUUGUGAAAAUGCACUUAAAAGUGUGUGAUAAAGAUUUCUUGACUCAGCAUCGUCUAACCUCCCCACAAAUAAAUUGGAAUGAAUGCUCAGUGAAUAGCUGUCAUUGUCUAAGCUCUCUGCAAACUUUAUGCAAACAAUACAAUAAUGAAUCCUCUGUAUAAGCAAGCUGUUUGGAAGUGCCCGCAGGCACUAGGAUACAAAUAUCGAAGACAAAUAUGUUUUCUUUGUGUGCCUAUCAAAAUAAGCUCUUGCCUUGUAUCCUUUGCUUUUUGUAGCCACUGAUAAUACAAGCUUGUCAAUAUAGGCAAUCCGGAGUAGAGAAAAUGCCUUUCUUUUUUUGUCCCUACCCUGCAUUAUUGUAAAUUACUGCAAAUAAAGUAGAAAUAUAUUGCAUGUCCAUAUUUGUAUAAGGUGAGCCCCCACAAUUUUUUUGGCUAUUCAGAAUUGGUCUCUCCCUUUUGGAUUUGUCAUCUUUGCCAUUCGUUAAGAACCACUAGGCUCCAAGGUAUAAGAUGUCUAGGGCUGAUGAAAAUAUCUAUUAUGCUCAUUUAAAACCAGUUUCACUAUUCUAGCCAUAAAACCCUGGGAGUUACAGUUCUGGGAGAGUGCUGUGGUUUGGAGGUUCUCCAGUUCACUCACAAUCAUAAUUUCAAGGAUUCCUCGAAGGCUUGAAACUGGUCUAAGUUUGUCAUGGGGAUAUGCUCUUAGAAAGAUAGUACUCAUUUUCUUACACAUUUCAUUUUCUCUUUUUAAACAGAUGAUUUGCAAGUGAGACUUCAGCUGUGUAUCUCCAACUUGUUCCAACAAGAUGUUUACAACGAAUCCUGCAAAUUGGGUUACAUUUGAAGAUGAACCCCUAUUCCAUUCUCCUCAGAAAGCAGGGGGAAGUCAUAGUGCCUGCAAAGCAAACGGGCUUAAACUCCAUCUGCCUAAAAUGCCUGAUUCCUUGAGCCAGUCCCCAUCUUCCAGCAGUACUCCUCUCUCCUCUCCUGUAGUUGACUAUUACUUUAGCCCUGGACCUCCUAGCAAUUCUCCACUAUGUACACCCACUAAAGAUUAUUCUGUCAGCCCUUUAUUUUCAAAAUCUGGAAUUCAGCACCUUUAUCCUAUUCCAGAGUUGUCAUCCAACAUUAAUAUUCUGCCAGUGGGUGGGACAUCUUCUCAAAAACUGACUGGUACCUCUCAGGCUCAGCAUCACUCAGAAUGUUCAGUCUCAGAGCCAUUAGAUGGUGCAAAUGCCGCUCAACAGGAAAGUGCAAAGAAAUCAGAAGAUUCCCUGGAAUCACAAACAUUCUUCCAAUACAUUCAGAAUGACUGUGCUUUUGCUAGUCCAUUUUGGUCAGAAGAUUCACCAGAUACAUCCAUCAAUGUGCACAAAAAGGAUGCAAACCUUGAAAAGGAUAGUGGCUCUUCCAGUGAAAAGGACAGUUUCCCUGAUCAGAAAAGUCUCAAUCAGGGAUCAUUCCACUAUAUUUGUGAGAGGCUUGAGCACUUGCAAACUGAUACUUCAGAUAAUGAAAGGAGUCUGACAGCCAUGCCAUACAUGUAUACGGGAGAUGGCUUUUCUUCGUUUCUUCCACACAGCCUCUUCAGUAGCCAAAGAAAAGAUGGCUGGCCUUUCAUGUUGAGGAUUCCCGAAAAGAAGAAUAUGAUGUCAUCAAGGCAGUGGGGGCCUAUAUACCUUAAGGUCUUACCUGGAGGAAUACUACAAAUGUAUUAUGAAAAGGGCCUUGAGAAACCUUUCAAAGAAUUUCAGCUACAGCCAUUUUGUAAACUUUCAGAACCCAAGCUAGAGAACUGCAGUAUCUCUGGGAAAAUCCAUACUGUGAAAAUUGAGCAUGUGUCUUAUGUGGAGAGAAAGAAGUAUCAUCCCAAAGCUGAAGUGGUUCAUGAACCAGAGAUAGAACAGAUGCUAAAGCUGGGAACGACUGAUUACAAUGACUUCACUGACUUCCUGGUGAUAGUGGAGGAAGAGUUAAUGAAGCUUCCUGUUAUUUCAAAACCAAAAAAACACUAUGAAGAACAGGAAAUGAUCCUGGAGAUAGUGGACAACUUUACAGGGAGGAUCACUAAAGCAGAAGGGAAGCUAGUUGAAAGUGCUGUCAUCACCCAUAUUUAUUGCUUGAGUUUUGUGAAUGGAAACUCUGAGUGCUUUUUGACGCUGAAUGAUCUGGAGCUUCAGAGGAAAGAUGAGCACUACUUUGAAAAGGAUGCGAAAAAAUGGAUUGAAAUCAUUGACUAUCACUUCCAUCAAUGUGUGAAAAAACAAGAAUUUGAGCAGUCAAGGAUAAUUAAAUUUACACCUACAGAAGGAUGUAGGUUAGAACUGAUGCGUUUCAGGACAUGGUAUAAUGGAGCUGAUCUUCCAUUUUCUGUCAAGGCCAUGGUGGUAGUACAAGGAGCUUAUGUUGAACUGCAAGCUUUCAUAAACAUGUCCUCUUCUGCUCUGACUUCAGUGCAUUCAAAUUCCAUGAAACCCUGUGAAAGUAUUAUGGUACACUUUCCUAUUCCCUCACAGUGGAUUAAAACUCUUUGGACCAUGAACCUCCAAAGACAGAAGUCUCUGAAAGCAAAAAUGAACAGAAGAACAUGCCUUGGCUCUUUAACUGAGAUUGAAUCUGAUCCUGUAAUACAGGUCUCAAUUGGAACAGCCAAAUAUGAAAGUGCCUAUAGAGCUAUUGUGUGGAAGAUUGACAGACUUCCAGAUAAAAACUCAAGUAAAUAUUUGUUUUAUAUAAAUAUUUUUUAUAAAAAAUGGUAUAAAGCUGUGCUGAAAGGGAAUUGCAUUUUCUCAUAGUGAGUUAACAAUAUGACGACUCCAGAGAUUUUACUGGCCAAUUGAUUAAAAUGUAUGGCAUGAAGGCUGCAGAUGGUGAAUUGUGUGUGCUAUUGAGCUGGGAAAAAGAAAUAUACUCUUGAUAUAGCACACAUUCCUGUGCUUUAGAAAUCUGAAUAUUUUAACCACACCAACCUAACAAAGCAGCUUUGAUAGAUACUUGAUUCAAGCCAAGUGAUAAUUAGGCCUGCUUUUCACAUUCCGUUUAAAAAGUCUUGGCACCUUCAUAUUUGAAAGUGUUUAUUUUGUUUCAUUCAUAUUCUGGGAUUUUGCUUUAUUAGAUCCAGGAAUCAAACUCCCUCUCCCUACAAUUAACUUCUGUAAAUUCACUGCGUGUACUACAAUGUACGUAUAUUGAUAUUGGAAAAGGAAGUGUGUAGGGGUAAGAAUUUAUAAAUUGUUCUGGAACUGGUGUCUUUCUAUCUUGGACAUCCAUAUAAAUUUGAUAUCACCUUUCCAGGUAUGAAGUGCAUCUCUGCAUCUUCAAAAGUAUGCAAAAAGUAAAAAAAAAAGAAUUUCAUGUUAGAUUGCAGGAAGAAAUUCUGUUGUCCUUGGAAAUGGCAAUGCAUAGAAGUCAUUCUAUGACUGAUCUUUUGCAUUACUUUGAAGGUGAUAUAAGAAUAUAAUUUACUUAUGGUCCACAGACAACAAAUAUAAAAAGUUACAGAAUGUAAAAUAUGUAUGAUCAUUAAAAGCUAAAAUGAGAAAGUAAUAAUAGCUUGUCUAAUUGCUGUUUUUAGAAAUAUUGCAACUUACUGAGAAAUUUAAAAAUAGAGACCUCCAUAAAAUGAUAAGAAGGAGGUACACAUGGAAACAUACAACAGCCGUUUUUACUUUCAUGUUGCAUAAUAAUUUGUGUGUACCACACACUAAAAAUAGCAUGUUUAAAAAAAUGUAUUCUGUGAGCUGUUGCAUUAUGUUUGCUAAGUAAAAGCAUAAUCAUGCAGCAUAGUUAACCGAAAGAGCUAAAGUUCAACACAUGGCAGUGAAACCCCACACCUCACUUUGUAGUAUGAAUUCUUCCAGUACAGUGGUACCUUGGUUGUCAAACUUAAUCUGUUCCAGGAGUCCGUUUGACUCCUGGAACCACUCAAAAACCAAGGCACAGCUUCUGAUUGGCUGCAGGAGCUUCCUGCACUCAAUCAGAAGCUGCGCAAGGCGCGUUGGACAUUCAGCUUCCAAAAAAUGUUCGCAAACUGGAACACUCACUUCUGGGUUUGCGGCGUUCGGGAGCUGAUUUGUUCAGAAGCCAAGCCGUUUGACAACCAAGGUACCACUGUAAAUGAAUUGGAAGAAUUAGUUCUGUUGGCAUCUCUUAUUCUUCCAUGUUGUUCCUUUAGAAAGCUCAGACCAGAGACACACUGCUUAAGUAUGUCUAAUCAGUGUUUGUCUCUGGUCUGAGCUUUCUACAGGAACAACAUGGUAGAAUAAGAGAUAUAUUUAUGCAAAAUAGAACUUUUUGUGGUAUUCCUGGUUCUGAAUUUUGGAAAUAUGUGGUCUGGAGUGCACAUUGUAAAGAAUGUCGUCCUUUCUCUCUCUAUCUACUGACAUAGCCUCUAUCAACCAAAAGAGAGCAGUAUUGUAACAGUUAGAUGGCUGUACUGCCAGCCUUUUCUUGAGAUUCUUGAGUUCUGUUAAGUCCAUUGCAGCUGACAUAUUAGAUCUACUUUGGAAAGAAAUAUCCUCUAGUGCUAUGCUGGUGGACUAGCUAAUGCAUUCAGUCUAUGAUAGUGCUGGAAUAUCCACAGUGACAAGAGACGGCCUCCAGUUACACUUCUGUUCUACUAAUAUUUCAUUAUAUAAAUAUCUAGUGUAGCACAAGCACUCAAGCUUUUUAUCAUGGCCAAGUAUGCUAUAACCUUUCCCCCAGUGAUAGGGGAAGUGAUCUAAUAUAAUACAGGAUAUAAUCCUGUAUAUGCCUGCUCAGCAGUAUGUUCUGUAUUUCAGUCUUAGUUGAAAUUGAAGGUGUGGAGCAGUUUGAGAUUAUAUAUGGUCCUGUUGGUUUGUGUUUUCAACAUACAAAAAUAACUUUUAAAAUGAUGUAGCUUUAGUAAUAAUUUAAAAUACUCUUCUAUAAUUAUGAUUUAAAAAAUACUGCUAUGAAGGCCUGUUCAUAUGACAGUCAGGUCCUUGGCUAUAGGAAAAGCCUGCAUAGAAUGGCUCCAUUUGGUUGCCAGCCAGCCAGUCACUGAGAGUCAUUAGGGAGCUGGCUGUCACAUUCUUCAGUAACAUAAUAAUAGAGUGCAGCCCUGUAUGUUGUAUAUUGCAGUAGGCAAGCCUUUCAGAGUAUAAAGGUAUAAAUAAUAGUAACUUGAGUUUGUAUCAAAAUAAAGGAACUGAAACCGUCAGGUGAAAGGUACAUUGGCUAUUGUAACAAUCUGAUUUCAGAAGUACACCGGGGUAUAUGAUUUAAACCCACUUUGUAUGUGGUGGCGCACACAUACAUACAUACUUUCUAGCUCUCUGGAGGAAAGAAACAUUAUGCAUGAAGUAUCAGACACUUAGUGUCCUUUGGUGAUUAGGAUGAUUCAUCUCUCCCAGGAAUGUAUGUAGGUAUAUUUGUGCAUCUUUAAAUAUGCUGGGGAUGAGACAGAUGAAAAUAUCAUAACUUUAAAACAACUGUUUAACUAAUACAAGGACUAAGUUUCCCUUUGUCAGUGUAGUGGGGUAGAUUUUAAAACUGCAUAAGAGCAAAGUUAAGUGAAAGUGUUACUUGGAAGAGUUGCUAGCGAUAGAUAAAUAAUGGAUUUCCCCUGCAUUGAAAAAGAUUUUAAAUUUGAAACAAUUGUAAUCAAUUAUGAAAGUGAAGUCUGCUUAUCUAAAGGUCAAACAUAAUGCCCAGCGAGAGAAAUAAGAUAAGGCCUAGCUCAUAUGCAUGUUUCCAGACUACAGUACAGCAUAGAUACCAAGACAUUUGCAGUUUUUGAGAGGCCACAGCCAACAUUGCUAUGCUGUUAUCGUGUCAUAGCCCUCUUCAAAUGUUUAGCUUACACAAUGAAUGUAUGUGUUUAUGGAGGCAUGGAGUCUUUUAGCAUCCUCCUAUGUGACACAUUCCCCCCAAUUUGACAAUAGGAAAAUUGAGUCUGCAAGCAAGGUCUUCAAGUCCCUGGGUUCAGUCUGGAAUCUAUAGUAAUGAAAAUGAGUGAGAUCCAAUGUUGUGUGAAUGGGUGUUCAUCCAGAAUGCAUAAAGUUUCCACUACCAAAACAAAUAUAGCUUUGCAUGAGGAAAAGAAUGACAGCUUGCUAAUAGUUUUCUAAAGCAAGGUCAUUGUUGAUAGGAUGUAAAUAUGGCAGAAAUGUGACUUUAACUCAAAACUAUGGGAGAAAUGUGACUUCAAAUCCAAAUUGAAACAAUGAUCCCUUAACCACAAUCUUAAUCAUUUUUAAAUGAAAUCACAUGGGGUCUAGUUCCUAGAUUAUUUUCACAUUGGAUUUUCCAAUAACUGCUGGUAAUAUGUCUGCCUUGUUCCAGGAAAUGCUUUCUUGGCAGCAUGGCCUCACUGUUCUUCUUUUCAAGUUUAUAGUAAAUUGUUAAAGGAUUUGAUAUAAUAGAGAACAUAAGCAAACAAAAUUAAGAGUAAAAAUCCCACCCCUGGUCUAAUACAUGCUGUGAGUGGUCAAUGUGGAAUGCCAAAUUGAGCUCUUGAGUGUUUAUUUUAUGGGAUUUCUAGUUGGUUGGUUUAUUAUUCCAUAUCAGUUAUGAUUAUUAGGUAACAAUCCAUGGAACUCCAACAGUUGCCUGAACAGUUGGACACUCUGCUUACAUAACAUUACCUGGCAUUUAUAGGGACAAUUUCCUAAAUGUUAUUCCCCUAUAUCCCCCUCCUUCUUACUGUGCUGUUGCAUUUCCCUCCUAUUGCAAAUGAAAAGAUCUGAGGCUGGGGGAGUGUCUUUGAAGUGGGAACAGUGAACUACUGUAUAAAGUAGUAAUAAGAGAUUGUGAAGUGUUAUGUACAUAAAAAACAGGGCUGUUGCCUCCUUAAAAUGUUAGUUGAUUGACUCUAUGCAUUACAGUACUAGAAUAAUUAAAUAUGCAUACAUUAGCAUUUUGAGUAAGAAACAUUUUUCUGCAUACUUUUUGUUUUUUUAGAUGGCAUAUGUAUGAAUUUCAACAUUUUAAGUCAGUCCCUACUGUGUAAGAGAGGAGAGGGAAUACUACUUCUAAGUUGGCGCCUGCCUCCUGCUGUUUUUGUAUUAGAAAUCUUUCCUUUUCUGCCUGAUUAGAAAAGAUGCCCUGAUUACUUGGCUAAAUGUACAUCCCUAAUCAAGUGCUGGAUAAAUAUAAAUAGUGUUUAAAAAUUGGGUGAAACAUUGUAUGCAGAUGCCUCCAUUAAAACCUCCUUGGUUGAUGUUUGUGGGAGAGGAUGCAGAGACAGGAAGAGAGAGGCUAACUCCUCCCCACACUUGCCAUAAGACUCUUAUGCUAGAUUGCUUCUACUUUGAAGCUGCUUUUUAUUUCAAAAAGGAUCAGUUUAGGUUGAAGUACACAUGUUUGUGUGUACUAUAUCCUUCACUGAAGAUAAAAUUCCCAGUUUACUUCCUCUUUUUGAUACCCAAGACAUACUUCACUGCAUAUUUUAACAUACCCAUUGUGGAAUUUUAAUGAUUAUCCAUAUACUUAAGAUGCAUUCUAAAGUAAAUUCCAUCAGAUUCAGUUGAAUCAUGAGCAUCUCCACUGAAUCUUUGCUAGAGGCUUAUUGUAGAAGCACUUGUUGUUUGAUGAUGUCAAAUCCUGUAUCAUUAAUAUUAGGCCCAAGAUCUUCAGGCAUCCUGGCCAACAUUUUCAUACAUUGGCAAAGCUUUGUGAUGAGUAAAACCUCUUGGUGGUUUAAACAGCUCUCAGUGAAGUUUUUUGGGUUGCUCUUAGAUGAACAAAGUUUGCACAUUAAUGGAGUACAAUAAGCCCGCAGCUUAUGCGCAUUUAACUUGUGCAAAUUAAGAUUUGCACACUUGGCAGAGAAAAAAAAGUGGAAAGAGGGCGGGAGUCCAGGGAAAAAAGAUUCUGGCAAUCCCACCCACCAUUGAACCCAAUAUGUUUUGACGUGAUUUUGGCUUUAGGCGUGAUUUCCGGAACAUAACCCUCGCAUAAGUUGCUGACUUAGUGUAAUUGCCUUAAUUCUUUUCUUGCUUGCUUCUGCAGGGAGCUUUUUGCUAUAGAGGCACUCGCAAAAUAAAUAGAAUCUGUGUGAUUUAAUAACUGUAGUUUUCUAAAUAGUUGCCACUAAGAAAGGUGAUGCCUUAAGGUUGUAGCCAAUGCUAGUCAUACUCAGAGUAGACCCAUUCAAAUUAAUGUCCUUGGCUAAAUUAGCUCCCUUAAUUUACGGUAAAUGGGUCUAUUCAACCUAUAAAGUAUAACUGUUCUGUGCCUGAACUUGAGCUUCUGUUUCUUUAUCAACCAUAUUGACAAGGCAUAUUGACAAACAUAUUGUCAAACCAUAUUGGUACAUUGGUGUACAAGUGACUACGCUCCGACAGUAACUUGCAGAUGGGGAAAUCAAGGGGCAAAAGCCCAUCUGGACUAUGUGUUAGAAUGAAGGUGUUUGGUGGGGAUUACUGCUGAUGGAGUAUACUUGAAAUGGUGAAUAAUUUCAUGUAAUAUUGAGCUGUUUGUGAUGGUGAAUUAUAAAAGUGUUUCUAGCCUUCCGAGAUACAAAGAACAGCUUUGAAUGGGAGCAAAUGCUCCUUUUUUUAAACCAGGCUUUGGUGGUGCUUGUGACCUGCUGAGCUACUUUCCUCUUUCAUUGGGUUGCUCUACUUAAUCACAGCUUAGCAAAAACCUCCAGUAACUUGAUUGUUCUCUCAGCUACUUGUCUUGGCUAAAAUUCCUGUGACAUUCCCUCCAUCCUUUUCUCAAGGUCCAGAUCAUCCGCACAGUUUGUCUUACAAGCUAGAACUUGGAUCGGAUCAGGAAAUCCCCUCUGACUGGUAUCCCUUUGCCACAGUGCAGUUUGUUGUGCCUGAUGCAUGCGCUUCCGGAACUGAAGUUAAAUCAUUGGGCAUCGAGAGUGACAUCCAACCCCAGAAACAUGUGAUACGUAAAGCAUGUUACAACUGCCAGGUAAUCUUCUUGUCCUCUUGUUUUGUUCUUUAGCCUGUUGGAGCAUCAAGGCAACAAAGCAAAUCAGGCAGCUAUGCAAGGAAAAGCUUGGUAUCACCCAUUUAUUUAUUAAAGCAUCAACUAAAAUGGUCAUGAAGGCACAAUAAAGGCAUGCUGGGCCACGAGCUAACUGUCAGUAGGGUAUAUCUUGUAAAAACCUAUAGCUCAAGAACUGAAUCCUAGAGAUGCUAAGCCUGUAGGAACUUAAGUUUUCAGUUCUGCUGUAGCAUGGCAGCUUUGAGGUACUGCAGUAAAAUGCAAAGAUAAACCUAUUUUGGGACAGGGGGGUAAGGAAACUGAAAUAUAGUUUCACACCGUACAGACUUAGCUAGUGAAAAAGCAGUUUAAAACUGAAAACGUGUAGGGUUAGCUUUCAACUCAAACUCAGAGUAGGAUUCUGUUUACUGAAGAUUGAUACCUGCACUGCAGAAAAUUGAUAUAUGUUUUACCUAUUAUGUUAGUUUUUAAAUUUCUGCUUCAGUAUUGAUUGUUUUAUAUUUAUAGCAUUGUAACCUGGGGUCCUAGGACAAAGGGUAGGAUGUAAGUUUAAUCAAUAAUUUUAUAAUAGUAUUUACUUUUCCUCUUGUUCUUAUAUUUUGUUUUCUACUUGGGGUAUGUAUCUGAUGAGGUAGAUUUUGAUAAACCUCAUGCACUCUGCAACUUUUAAUUUGCAACAAAGUGCUGCAGGAUUUAUUGUGUUCUUAUGCUAUAAACAAACAUGGCUUCUACUCUAGCAGGUGAUUGCUGGUUACACAAGUCCUGGUUCAUUAUUGUCAUCUAAUUUUUAAUAGGAUUAGAAUGCUAGCUAUUGGCUCACUGGGUAUAGUGUCAAGAGCUUCAAUAAUGUUACUGCUUUGUAAAAAGAAUACAACCUUUUUGCUUUCAUAUUACAGGUUGAAAUUGAGAAGAAAUGGAUAAGGCUUGAUGGUGAAGAUUCCAAUAAAUGUGGCAGUUGUCAAAUGCAGUAGUGAGGAAUUGAACUGAAGAGUCUGGUGUGCUGCUAGGACUGUGGGGGAAAGUGCUUUAUAUAUUACCUCCAAAUGAAUUCGCAAGGCAGUGGACUACAGCAUAUUCUCUGCAGUUUGUCAUGUUGAAAGACCAGAUACCAUUGGAAGUUUGUGCUCCUAACUUUUAGCUUACUGACCAAUGUUAUCCUUUAAAAAGCUAAAGCACACAAAGUCAAUUCACAGUAUCUUGAAAAUUAGUGGCACUUGAUAUGAACUCUUGUAAGGCAGUUGGAUAUGAAGCAUUUAGACUUAACAUCAAAUAUAUAUUUUGCCGUGGUCCAGAAAGGUAAAUUAUAAAUUUCAAAUUAAGUUAUGUAUUACAGUUAGCCUGCAACUUAUGUGGGGGUUAUAUUCCGGGGAUUGCACCUAAAGCCAAAAUUGUGUACAGUCCAAACACAUGGGGUUCAGUGUCGGGUGGGAUUGCCAAAGUCAUUUUUAAUAGACUCAUAGAGUUGGAAGGGACCCCAAGGAUCAUCCAGUCCAACCUCCUGCAGUACAGGAAUAAGCAGCUGUCCCAUACAGGGAUCAAACCUGCAACACUGGGAUUAUCAGCACCAUGCUCUAACCAACUGAGUUGUCCAGGCUGAUUCCUGGAACCCCACCCUUCCACUCCGUUUUUACUUAUUUUUUAUUUUUUUGCCAUGAACACAUAACUGAAUGUAAACAAGUUAAACAUGCAUAAGUUGUGGAUAUACUGUAUAUAUAUUUGUAGGUACUUUGUGAAUGUAAUCAUAUGUCUUGCUCUUCCCAGUAUUGGUAAAUAAUGCAAGCCUAAAGUAUAUUGAAAAGGGGUGUCAUUUGGCAGAGCAGAUAAGAGUUUCAGUGGCUCAUAAAUGGGAUCUUUUUGGAUGAUUCCACUAUAUUGUUCCUGUACAGAGGAAUAUAUGUAUGGAAAAUGUUACUUUUUAAUCCCAAAUCUACACUGGCUUUUCAGAAUAGUUCCUGUCAGGAAUUUAAUUCAUUGCUUUCAGCAUUUCUUUGAAAUCUAUUGCAUACAUUCUUCCACACAGGAAGACAUACCAUGUUUCAAAUAGCUAAUAAGUGCUGCUCUUUUGGCCUCUCCUGUUUGAAUCUGUAAAUGGAAGUUUUUUCCUUUCAUUCUUUGGAAGGGGACUCUGCCUGGGCUCAUGGGGGGGAAAGGCAUAGUGGGUAAUAAAAAUUCUUGACCUGAAAGGAUGAGGCAAAGUUUUCAUUUCAGGAUCUUGGACAGAACAGAGUUAUUUUUAACACAUUGCCAACUAUUAUGAAUUAUUUUGGAUCUCCAACAGGAACAGAUGUUAGAUCUGGAACAAAAGCAUGUCCUGAAUUGCUAGUCAAAGAAGCUAUAAGAUCCAGGAGACUCCAGAAGAACGUGGAAAGCGAGAUGUUCCUUUGCGUUGCCAGCUGAGCUAGAGUUUGCUUAAGGGGUGUGCCACAGAAGACUUCUAAGUCUGAAGGAAAUAUGAAACUGUAAAUGCUUUGACAAUCACCUUAACCUUUUAGAUGCUGACUUUUAAGCUUGUAGGACAGUUCUAAUUGUCCCCUUAUGGGAGACAUCAUCUUUGUCCUUUGCUUUUUGAGGCAUUUCUUGUAUACUCUAGAAGCCAGAGAAGUGUCUGUCUCUGUUUUAAUCUGUAUUGAUGGAUUUCUGCUUUAUUGCGAUUGCUCUAGAUGAUAUCUUUGCUGUGUGUAAGUCUUUUUGGAAUAAAGCUGUAAUAGCAUACUUCAUCUCACUU